Molecule: messenger RNA, 1951 nt
Organism: Nicotiana attenuata
Lineage: Eukaryota; Viridiplantae; Streptophyta; Magnoliopsida; Solanales; Solanaceae
Product: beta-glucosidase 40-like
Exons: 13
Coding region: 261-1778 (505 amino acids)
Biological process (GO): carbohydrate metabolic process
Molecular function (GO): beta-glucosidase activity
Source: RefSeq, a predicted model, not a curated record
UCGGACCACCGUUUUUUGCUUCACUAAACAACCAACAUCCUCCUCUUUAUUUUUAUUUACCAAAAAGAAAAAAAAAACUUUAUCCAUUCCUUUUGUGAGCCUUUAUAAAUACACAACACAAGUAAUACUAACCACAUUCUAAAAUAUAGAAUUGAUAAACCCCUUUAGUUACUUUCCUCUCCUUUUGUCUUGAUCAUCUUGAAAUAUACUUUGAAAGCUUCUCCAUCUCCAAAGGCCAAAAAAGAAGAGAAAAAAAAACUAUGUUAAAGAAGAGAGACAUUGCUCUUUGGGCAAUACUUAUGGUCUUUGUUCUUGGGUUUCAUACAUAUUCAGCACAGAAUAUUAGCAGAAAUAACUUUCCAAAGGGUUUUGUUUUUGGGACUGCUUCUUCUGCUUACCAGUUUGAAGGGGCUGUAAAGGAGGAUGGAAGAGGUCCAACCAUAUGGGAUAAAUUUUCUCAUUCUUUUGGUAAAGUACUUGAUUUUAGCAAUGGUGAUGUAGCCGUGGAUCAGUAUCACAAGUACCCGGAAGAUAUACAGCUUAUGAAGAAUAUGGGAAUGGAUGCUUAUAGAUUUUCUAUUGCUUGGGCCAGAAUAUUCCCUAAUGGAACUGGAGAAAUCAAUCAGGCUGGAGUUGAUCACUAUAAUAAGUUGAUCAAUGCUUUACUAGCUAAUGGAAUUCAACCGUAUGUAACACUAUACCAUUGGGACCUUCCUCAAGCUCUAGAAGACAAAUACAACGGAUGGCUAAGCCCGCAGAUCAUAAAAGAUUUUGCAAUAUACGCGGAGACGUGCUUCCAAAAAUUUGGUGACAGAGUGAAGAACUGGAUCACUAUCAAUGAGCCACAUACUGUUGCCAUUCAAGGAUUUGAUGUAGGGCUUCAAGCGCCCGGGCGAUGUUCCAUCCUUCUCAAAAUUUUUUGCAGGGCUGGAAGCUCUGCAACUGAACCUUACAUUGUUACUCAUAAUCUACUACUUGCUCAUGCAACUGUUGUUGACAUUUACAAAAGAAAGUACAAGCCAAUACAACAUGGAUCAAUUGGGAUAUCACUAGAUACCUUUUGGUAUGAGCCUUUGACAAACUCCAAAGAUGACAUUGAAGCAACACAAAGGGCCAUUGAGUUUAACUUAGACUGGUAUCUUGAACCUAUAAUGCUUGGAAGGUAUCCAAGUUCAAUGGUAAAUAGAGUGGGAAACCGGUUGCCAAAAUUUUCACCAGCUGAAUCUGCUCUUGUGAAAGGUUCCUAUGAUUUCAUAGGCAUAAAUCAUUAUACUACAUGGUAUGCCAGCAAGAGCAAAACCAACAUAAUUGGUGUUCUGCUCAAUGACUCCCUCGCAGACUCUGGUGCCAUUACCCUCCCAUUCAAAGGAUUAACGCCGAUAGCAGAAAGGGCAAGUUCCAUAUGGUUGUACAUAGUACCUCAAGGAAUCAGAAGCUUAAUGAACUACAUAAAGCAAAAGUAUGGGAACCCUCUAAUCAUAAUCACUGAAAAUGGAAUGGAUGAUUCAAAUAAUGCAUUCGUAUCGAGACAAGAUGCUCUCAAGGAUACAAAAAGGAUCAAAUAUCACAAUGAAUAUCUUACUAACCUGUUAGCUGCUAUCAAAGAAGAUGGCUGCAACGUGAAAGGAUACUUUGUGUGGUCUCUGAUGGAUAACUGGGAAUGGGCAGCUGGAUUUUCGUCGAGGUUUGGUCUUUAUUAUGUGGAUUACAAGGACAACCUCAAGAGAUAUCCUAAGAAUUCUGUGAACUGGUUCAAGAAUUUCCUUGGAUCUGCUUAAAUGGAUGGAAGUUCAAGAGAUACAUUUCACUUCAAUUACAGAUAAACAUAGUUUCCACGUACAAGGAAAAAAGGGAAUGUAUACAACAUUAAUUCUUUCGCACUACCUAAUUAUUUUUCAGCAAAGUUCACUGGAUUUGCUAAUACAAAGGUUGUUUGAUAUCUUGCAAAGUA